AGCCACAACCCUUAUCUUAGACUCCAUUCCAGGAACGAGUUCUUCCUGCACGAAACCUUAAUAAUCAUAUGACGUGCGUACCUCGCAAACACGCCCCUUCCAAAAAGAACACCUCAACAACGAGCAUGUCCCCCAAGUCACUGUGCCAAAAUACGCCAAGAUGCCAAUCGUGCACAUAGUCCUUUUUGAAUUCAAGCCGUCGACUGAGAGUGAAGUUAUCCAUGAUGUCUGCAGACGUAUGCUAGCAUUGAAGCAGAAUUGCGUCCAUCCUACGACUAAGCAAGCAUACAUCCUAGAUAGCACGGGCGGAAGAGAUAAUUCUCCUGAAGGACAUCAAGGUGCUUUCACGCAUGCAUUUGUUUCCCAUUUCGCGAGCGAAGAGGAUCGAAGAUAUUACUUAGAGGAAGAUCCGGAGCAUUUGGCUUUCGUGAAGAGUUUGGAGAAUAUCAUUCAGAAUAUUAGAGUAGUGGAUUACAGUCCUGGCAUAUUCUGAAAUGAGGGUAGAAGAGAUAUCAAGUCUCAAUGAAAUGGGAAUGUGAGCACAAGCCAUGCGAAAU
Molecule: messenger RNA, 557 nt
Organism: Mollisia scopiformis
Lineage: Eukaryota; Fungi; Ascomycota; Leotiomycetes; Helotiales; Mollisiaceae
Exons: 3
Coding region: 161-493 (110 amino acids)
Source: RefSeq, a predicted model, not a curated record